GGUAAUUAUUGUCACUUCCGAAAGAAAGACGUGUUGUCAGUCCCGCAGACUUGACAUUCAGCAGUGUAGGCAAAACUGAAAACUCGUGAUGACGGGUAACUGAUGUAAUAAAUACGAACGUGCUACCUAAAAUGUAGCACGUUGUAAAAACUGAGUUUAAAAUUAGAAAGGAGAAAGUUAUAAUUGUAAUCUCUCAAGCCUGUCCGUUAACAGAAAGGUGAAGCCCACUUUCUUGAAACAGAAGAUAUACAAUCGAAACAAGCCAUAUGUAGGGGCAAGAAAGUAUGAAUAUUUGUCUGUGGGUACUGGUUUCUGAAAAAUGAUAGCAAAAAUACUUACCAGAGAUAGAAGGUGACAUAUCUUUGUUGAUGGUAAACUGACAUGGCUGAAAGAUGGGCUGGGUUUACUGAAGAAGAUCUCCGGAAAUUUGCACAGACAGAAGAAACUGUGGAAGCCCGGAAAGCAGCCCAUCCAAGUAGUAGCCAUGUAUUGAAACAGCAAGAUAAAAUUAAUGGCACAGGAAGGAAAAAUGUUACGCGACUAAGAAUGUUGCAGAAGCCGCGAAGCACUUCUAAUUUACCCAGAUCUGGCGAUAUUCCGGAUAAGGCACUGCUGUACAAAACCAAAGAUGUUGAUGUGAAAAGCACAUCAGAGAACUUGCCAUUACUUUCUGAAGUAAGUUCAGCUGAUUCAGGAUGUGGAGUUUCAAAUGGGACAGAAUCAUCAUCAGAUACUAGUAGUGUUUCAAGCACACAAGCUAGCCCGAGCCAUGGACCAGUUUAUUUGAAGAUUAAGGAAGAUAAAAGCUAUGAAGUUAUUUCUCCGGAGCAGGCCAGUAAAUCUUCUAUAUUGGAUGAAUUUGAAAUGCGUCAUAAGAUGAUGGAGGAACAGAACCGACGGCGUAAAGAAUUGCUGGCCAAAGCAUUAGCUGACAGGAAGAAGCAAACUCAUGAAGAAGCACGGAGAUUACAGCAGAUUCAAGAUGAACUUCAGAAGCUGGAUAUGUUGCUGAGCAAUGAUGUUGCUAUUCUCAGGAACCAAAUUGAAGAAGUGAGCCUUGAAUUCAUGGAAGCACAAAAACGUUACAAUAGAGCUGAAAAGGAGUUUCUAGAUGCUAAGGUGCAUCUCUUCAGUAAGCUAGAACGCAAAGAACUUCUGACUGAACAUUUAUGUACUAUAAUAGAGCAGAAUGAAAUGCGAAAAGCCCGAAAAUUGUCAGAACUAAUGGACAAGCUAGAGUUGUCAACAUCAGUCGAAUUAAGUGAGGAAGAGAGGCGCACUGCAGCUGACAACAAAGUGAUACUAUCUCCUUUGCGUGCCUUGGACGAAGUCUCAUAUUCAAUGUGUAACACACUGAAACAUAAACAAACUGACGAAAACACAGCUGCUGCUGAGGAAAAAGUGGGAGUUUCAGGUGAAGUAUUAGAAAUAUCUGCAUGCGAGCAGCCAUGCAUAAUGUCUGACAAAUGUUCAGAUCAAAAUGAUAUUUUGAUAUGUAAGGAUGGAACGGAGACUAAUGAUACGGAGUCUCGAAUAGUUAAUAGUGAUGAUCAUUUAGUGAACCUUCAGGAUGAUACAUAGGUGAGAGUACCGAAACAGCAUAUGCUGACUAAUAUUCCAUAUGCAGCAGCUGUAAUUCGGUUACCGUUCCUUAUAGUUACCCCAUAUAUUAGAAAUAUCUUUGUAUUGAGCCAUUACUGCUUUAUUACAGUUGAAAAUUUGAUAAAUAUUACAGCCGAUGUGCAGCUAGUGGCACCAAAGGAGUGAUGUAUUUUAUGGCCUCGCUAAUUAAUAUUUUAUAAAUAUAUAUGAAAGGAUUUUUUAAUGAUUUUCUGAAGAACUCAGGAUUUAAACAGAAAGAACUAACAAUAAUUUGACAAUAAUAUUUUAUAAGUAUAUAUUUUAUUCCAGUUAUGUACUUAUUUUGUAAAAAUACGUGCCUCUCAAAAUUAGUACUCUGUUAGUAGCAUGUUUAGUAGAUUAACUUGUGGUGCUUUAUUCUGGUAUGGUGCUGAUUGGAGUGAAUUCUUUAGUGAGUGCUUUUACAUAUCUUGUAUGGUUGUACGUUUUAUAGCCUGUCUGUGCUUGAUGGUGGAUGAAUAUUGGGGCUCAUAAAGAAAUAGUGCCAUAUAGUAAAACAAAACUUCCACUUGUGAAACUUUGAGUCACCCUUUCAAGUAGAAAUGUUUUUAUCUAGAUGGCUAAAUGUAGUGCAAUUCACAGUUAUGCAGUUUAUGUACUCAUAGUGUUGUACUUUAUGGCAUGUAGCUGUGACAUUUAAAAAUAGUUAUUAUGAGCCUCAAUAUCUGUUGUUUCAUGAUUAAAAAUUUUGUAGCCAGGUCAUGCUGUGAUACUUUUGUACUUUUUAUACUUGUCAUUAGUAAUGUCAGAAAUAUUUAAUAAUGAAUCAAAAUAAUCUCUUGUUACAUUAGAUAACCAGUAAAAGUAUUUUUGUUGGCAUGGUUCUAGAUGAGUAGGAGUGGCUUUGCUAGACAUGUUUGUGUGUAAAAUCCCUGCACAUUUCUUCUCUAAUGAUGACUUUUCUGGGCGUUCAUAUGUAAUACGUUCCACUUUUCUUAGUGUUUCACACAACUAUAAAAAAAUGUCUAGAAGCAAUAUUAUAUGCUUCCAGACAAAUUGUGUGUACAAAAUAGGGCUGUAUUAUUUCUGAUUAUUAAAUUCAAUUAUUUGCUCUAAAAUUCAGAAAUUGGAACAUGUUAUUAGGUUACUGUACCUGUACGAAAAAAAAGUUUGACUGCAGUUAGCAUACGUUUAAAUUGUGCAUAUAAUGCUUACUCUGUUUGAAUAGUGUUGGUGCUUCUGUGAUACAUCAAUCUUUUAAAAUAUAUAUAGUCAUUUCUGAUUCUUCUGGAAUGCUAAUAAUUUUAGUGCAGACCUUCAUCACGAAAGGAGUGUGGUUAAUAGCAUCAGAUACUUAACGUUUUUGACAAGAUGUAUGUAACAUCUGGCCACACAUAAAGCAUCACUUAAAAUGUGGACCUUGCAAUUAGAAUAUUUCAAUUUUUCAGUAGAGUUUAAUGCGCUGCAUCACUUACAAUAGGUGACACAAAUUCCAGCAAUCUCAUAAUUUGUUAACCAUGUGGCAUAGAGCAUCCACUGUAACGAGCAACUGUUAAAGGUCACUUCUUUGAUGUUUUUAAUCAUUCUUCAGCCUGCAAAUGCACACAGUCCACUGCAGUGGGCUCUCCCUACUGAUUUUGUGCCUUGCAUGCAUUUGCAGGCUCAUGAUUGAUUAAAACUCCAGAGAUGUGUCCAUUAACAGUCGUCUACUGCAAUAACAACAUGCACCACAGAGUUAAAGGUUGGCAGUAAUAAUCUUUCUUUGCUGAUGAUACUUGAGAUUUAUAUAACACACACACACACACACACACACACACACAGUGCAAUGAGGUAAAAACAGUUAAUUUUGUGAAGUAAUUUGCUACUGCAUCUUUGGAAAUGUAUUUCUACAUAUAAAACUUGGAAUUUCUGGUUAAAUAAUGUACAUAGCUAGUGCAACAUGAGACCUUCUACAUUUUCUUGUACUGUUUUCUAUACAUAAUAUUUAAUUCUUUGUUUGUAUUUCCAGAUAUUUUUAUCACUGUAAGUUGUUAUGGUUUAUACAAAUCAUACACGUGGAAGUUCAUUUUUUUUUUAUUUUUGUAUGGAAAAAUAUCUAAUAAAAUGCUCUAUUAUAUUGUGACCUAUAUGCCCUCUGGUAAUUAUAUAUACAGCUGCAUAAUAUAAUUCCAUAAAAUAUGAAAUUUCUGAAUGUAAGGCGCAGAUUAUAGUGUGGAGAAGAAGAAACCCUAGUGUAAACAUAACACUAUAUCUGAAACUGUUCUUUGCAGCAUUGCUGCAAAUGUAGAACCACAAACAAUUAAUACAGUUUAUAAUAUUAAUUGAAUAUACUGUGAUUUUUGAAGCAGUGAACUUGAAAAAGAAUAUUGUUAGAUGUAUAGACUUUAGCUUUGGUUUUUGGAUACAAUGAUUUGAAAUGUAAAAAAAUUGGCAGUGAAAAUAUUUUUGUACAUAUUUGUAUCAAGAUCAGCCUGUUAGUUAGCUUAUUAUUGUUUUGACACUCAUAAACAUUGUUUUUCAAUUUGAAUGCCAUUUUAUACAGCAUUUUAAUCAUGCAUUGCAUUUUCCCCAGAUGGUUUUUCAUUCCAGUCUACUUUCUUGUGCACACUUUUUAUUUGGAGUAGUGUUUAUUACAUUCAGCACAAAAUAUUUGUUGUAAGUUUGUUUGACAAUCAUUAUUUUUUGCACUUUUUAAGAGAAAAAGUGCAUAAUAAUGUCUGUGUUGAAUUUUGUGGCCUACAUGUACUAUCACAGUAUCAGCAUUAUUAACAUAUCUCUCAGCACUUCCACACUUAAUUGCUUUGCAACUGUAUAUUGUCAGCUUGACUUCUACCUUGAGAUAUGAACAUGUGCUUUUACAGUAUUGAAAUGAAUGACUGGUAUUCAUUCAGAUGAAUGUCUCAGUAAUUUAUGUUUGACAGUGUGCAAUUGAUAUGUGAGAAAUGAAGAUCUGAUUUGUAAAAUAAAUGUUUUUGAACUGAC
Messenger RNA from Schistocerca americana (American grasshopper), 4563 nucleotides. RefSeq names its product RAB6-interacting golgin (gene Gorab). NCBI's taxonomy places the organism in Eukaryota, Metazoa, Arthropoda, Insecta, Orthoptera, Acrididae. Gene Ontology annotation, biological process: non-motile cilium assembly. The coding region runs from base 382 to 1581 and encodes 399 amino acids. The record is from RefSeq and is a predicted model, not a curated record. The transcript is spliced from 6 exons.